AUGGGGAAGUGCCCUUCUUUGAUAAUCUGUUUGGCUUCUUCUCUUUUUCUUGUCAUUCAAGACCUCGAAGUCGUUAACGCCGUCGGGUGUGCCGGAAGCUUCUUAAACGCUAACAGCAGCUACGUUCAGAACCGCGACAAUCUCUUCUCUACUCUUCCUGAUAAAGUCGUCGCCAAUGGUGGAUUCUACAACGUUUCACUCGGCAAAAGUCCCAAUAGAGCUCACGUUAUUGUUCUCUGCGCAAGAGGCUACAAGCAACAAGCUUGUAUCGGUUGUGUCGAAAGCGCGUCUCGGGGUAUACAAACGAACUGUCUAAGCCGCAUGGAUUCGUUCACGUGGGACAAAGACGAGGAAGACCAUAUUUCUUGUCUUGUACGCUCCUCAAACCACUCAACCUUCGGGGAGCUCGAGCUUAGACCUGCUAUUAUAUACCCCAGUCCACUUAGCAUCGACCCGUCCAAAAACAUGACCCUCUUCGAACAACAGUGGGACGCAAUGGUUAACAAGACCGUGGAGGCUGCCACGGAAACCGAAACUUCGUCUGUACUCAAGUACUAUGCUGCCGAAAGAGCCGAGUUCACGGAGUAUUCAAAUGUUUACAUGCUGAUGCAGUGCACACCCGACAUUACUUCCCAAGAUUGCAAGAGAUAUGAAGUGAAGCGUUCGCUUCUCACUUGGGAGGUGAGGUUCAAAAUUAUUGAAGGCGUUGCUCGAGGUCUUGUUUAUCUCCAUGAAGACUCUCAGCUGAAGAUAAUUCACCGAGACUUGAAGGCGAGCAACAUCCUUUUAGAUGCAGAGAUGAACCCUAAAGUUGCAGACUUUGGGACCGCGAGGUUGUUCGACACUGAUGAGACUCGUGCUGAAACAAAAAGAAUAGCUGGAACCCGGUAA
Molecule: messenger RNA, 891 nt
Organism: Thlaspi arvense
Lineage: Eukaryota; Viridiplantae; Streptophyta; Magnoliopsida; Brassicales; Brassicaceae
Source: the annotation of a GenBank genome assembly